AUGACCAGAGUCGACGACUGGAAAUCGCACAAGAUUGAGUCAUUUGGAAAGCUGUUAUUGCAUGGCGUCUAUGGUGUCAUCACUGGCAAGAGUGAACAAGAGAAGGACUAUGAGAUCUACCUCUUCGAAUGCAUUUUGCUAUGCUGCAAGGAAAUCUCGCCGAACAAGAGCAAGGACAAGAAAGAGAGGGCUCGGCUGCAAUCACUCCCAAAGCAGAAGAACAGGAGCGCCAAGCUGCAACUCAAGGGCCGAAUUUUCAUGACCAACGUGACUGAUGUCGUGUCUCUUUCCAAGCCAGGCUCUCACAGCGUCCAAAUCUGGUGGAAAGGCGAUCCUGGUGUCGAAAACUUUACCAUCAAGUUCCUAACGGAGGAGAUGAUGAAGAAAUGGGCAAACGGCCUGGAGACGCAACGUAAGGACAAUGCGCCUCGCACCGCCACGAGCCCAGACGACAAUCCCACCGACUUUGCUUGGACGCGCGACCAGGCCGGCGGCCUUGAAAACCCUUACCUACAGCAAGAUGACGACGACGAAGACGACAUUGGCCCCGCCACUGCUCCUGCUCAGUUCCCAGUGCCAACAAACUCAUUUGGAGGUUCCAUGGCCAUCCCUAGAACCGCGUCGAGCACCAACCUGAGAGACUUGAGGAAGGGCUCGGUAACCGUGGAGUCGUCGCAGUCUCUGGCUGGCAUCGCGCGAGCUCCUCCGCCACGGUUCCCGCUGCCAAUGCCGCCAGCGCCCUUGUCCCUCCAGACCCAAAACAGCAUGACCGUUCCAUCGCCAGGCGCCCGCGGAGGAGACAGCUACUUUUCGCCCAUUGGCGAAUCACCUGCGUCUUCUCGAACCAGCGCAACCAGUGGAGUAUUCUCACCAAAUAUCAACCCAUUCUCAAAAGCCGGGACUCCUCAGGCAGGAUGGGAUGAGAACAACCGCUAUACGGCGCCAGCAAUGCCCCGUGCCCCAUCUCGAGACGGCACGCCGCCCAGUGCCUACAUGAAUGGCAGACACAGCGCAAACCCGGCGGCGUCAAGGAGCCGCUCGUACAGCACUCCCGAUGCCGCUGCUCAGGGCCAGCGACGCCAACCCAGCCAGAGCAACAUCCCCGCUGUCCCCGGCAUACCCUUGCAUCUCCAUCCCGCUCACGACAGCUCCAUCCCAAGAUCGCAAACAGGCUCUCCAAGGAACGAGGCAGCGGUGCCAGCCAGCCGGACGAGCACGCAGAGCCCCGGCUCCCAGCCUCAGCGGGCACACAAACACAAGCAUUCGCACUCGGGCAGCGUUGGCGGCACCAUGGCACAGUUCCCUACCCAGCCCGUCUACCCUCGACAGACCACGCCUGGACCUCCCAUGAGCAGCAACGGCCUUCGUGUUGACCCUGCAGCGGCCAACUCGCGGACCGUAUCACCGUCUCUCGGCACUGCGACCAUGUCCCAAGGAAUGCUAGCCCAUCACGGCAUGAUACCUUCGGGUAUGAUGCCUCCGGGAUUGGUGCCCCAGAUUCCACAGAACAACCCGGUUGCAAGCCCCGAGGUGGCCUUGCCAACGCAACUCAAGGUCCGAGUCACCUGCGAUACCGGAAACUAUGUUACGCUCGUCGUUGCUUUCAAUAUCACGUACCAGUCCCUCGUUGAUCGGAUUGAUGCCAAGCUUGCGCGCUUCACUACCAGCAGCAUAGCACAAGGAUUGCUAAAGCUUCGCUAUCAAGAUGAAGACGAGGAUUUUGUCACCAUCGAAAGCGAUGACGACAUUCAGAUUGCCUUUAUGGAGUUCCGUGACGGUAUGAAGAGCGCGUACAGUGGCGGUGUAGGAGAGAUAGAGCUCUUCUGCGUCGGAGACAUGGCGACAUAA
Molecule: messenger RNA, 1848 nt
Organism: Trichoderma gamsii
Lineage: Eukaryota; Fungi; Ascomycota; Sordariomycetes; Hypocreales; Hypocreaceae
Product: CDC24 Calponin
Exons: 2
Coding region: 1-1848 (615 amino acids)
Biological process (GO): septin ring organization; establishment of cell polarity
Cellular component (GO): nucleus; cytoplasm; division septum
Molecular function (GO): protein binding; guanyl-nucleotide exchange factor activity
Source: RefSeq, a predicted model, not a curated record